AUGUGUAGUGCAAUGUGCCAAGGCUUGAAGUCUCCAGUGCGACGACUGGCAAACCUUCGCAAAGCUAAAAAUAUAUCGACGUCUAUUGUACACAAUGAAACUAUUUUAGUUAAGAACAAUGAUGAGUUUGUGCACAAGGUAAUGAACAAUGAAAAGCCAGUGAUAGUGAAUUUCCACGCGGAAUGGUGCGAGCCGUGCAAGAUCCUCACGCCGAAGUUGAAGGAGCUGGUCGAACCACUACCGAACCUGGAUUUGGCGAUAGUGGAUGUCGAAGAGAACGCUGACCUUGUUCAUACAUUCGAGGUGAAAGCGGUACCAGCGGUAAUAGCGAUUAGCAACGGUUUAGUCGUUGACAAAUUCAUCGGUCUCGUAGACACGGAUAUGAUCAAUAACCUCAUAGACCGGAUGUCGAAUAAGAAGAAGGACGACUCAUAA
This is a messenger RNA of Leptosia nina, 435 nucleotides long. The record is from the annotation of a GenBank genome assembly. NCBI's taxonomy places the organism in Eukaryota, Metazoa, Arthropoda, Insecta, Lepidoptera, Pieridae.